This is a messenger RNA of Closterium sp. Naga37s-1, 1260 nucleotides long. The record is from the annotation of a GenBank genome assembly. NCBI's taxonomy places the organism in Eukaryota, Viridiplantae, Streptophyta, Zygnematophyceae, Desmidiales, Closteriaceae.
AUGGAUGACGAGAUCCAGCCCAUCUCGCUCGUUUACAACGAUUGGAACCCCCACUGGUCGCAGACCGUCCGCUUCUUUCUCACCCGCCCGGAUCUUCACUCCCUUCACCUUCGCUUUUCUCGCCCCGAUCAUCUCCCCACUCUCGGCGCCUGCAUCGCUCGCAGCAGCCCCUCCCUCUCGUCCCUCCACUUGGAGAUGCAAGGCACUGUUGGUUCCUCCGCCAGAGCAGGCGGGGCAGCCGUGCAGCAGGAGCGGGUGGCGGCGCUCAAGGCGCUGCGUGAGCUGCUCUCGGCCAAUCACAGCCCGCCACUUGGCACUGCCGUGCGCUGUGGGGCCGUGCCUCUGCUGGCGGAGUGCCUGGCGUUUGGAGCCCCGGAGGAGCAGGCACAGUGCCUGGCGUUCGGAGCUCCAGAGGAGCAGGUGGGUUUGAGCGGGGAGGGCGAGUCCUGGCCGCUGAGUUUUCUCAAGGACUGCGCCCAGCUGCAGGAGUUGAAUCUGGGGCGGGGCAUGUGGAAACUCAAUUGGCAAUGUGUGAACACGUCAUGGUUCAAGUCGAUCCGCAAGCUGACUCUAGAGCACGUUCAUUACGGCAGCAUGAGCUUCCAGUUUAUCGAGAUUAUUACACAGCAGCUGCACGAGUUCACUCUUUAUGAGGACGGCAACAUGCUUCGUGAACAUCCUCACGUGCCCUCCGCCACCACCCUCGCCUUCUCCUUCCCCAAUGCCCGCCUCCUCCGCUUCCGCUUUGCCAGCACUGAGCUGCACCUCACCCUCACCGUCCCGCCCUCCCUCGAGACUCUCUCAGUCGUGGCCAAACGGCUGGUCCUCUCCUGCAAGAGCACCGCCCCUCUCGCUCUCGACCACCUCUCGCUGUACGGCCAGGAGCAGCUUGUUAUCUCCUCCCUCCGCCUCGCAUCCGCCGGGGUUGUCUACUUGGACGGACCGGCCAAUGACCAGGAGGGUUUUUCCUGGGCGGAAUGGCUUGACAUUAUAGCACCAACAGUGGAGGUGCUUAUUGACUACCCCGCCCUGGCGCUCUAUUGUGUGGUGGACCGCUCCUUCUACUGGGAGAGGAAAGGAGUGCCUGUGAGCAAUGGGCCACUGGAGCAUGUGAGGCGGGCCAAGAGUGGGGUGUGGGAUGACGAAGAGGAGGAGAAGCGGCCCAAGAAAGUGUGGGAGAAGAUGCACAGUGUGAACAGGAAGCUGGUGGAGGGGUACUGUGCUGAGGACGACCAGGUGUACGUGCUGCAGUUCCAGUAG